This is a messenger RNA of Capsella rubella, 1098 nucleotides long. RefSeq names its product probable plastid-lipid-associated protein 10, chloroplastic. The coding region runs from base 128 to 970 and encodes 280 amino acids. The record is from RefSeq and is a predicted model, not a curated record. NCBI's taxonomy places the organism in Eukaryota, Viridiplantae, Streptophyta, Magnoliopsida, Brassicales, Brassicaceae. The transcript has 9 exons.
GAAAAAUAAAACUGUCCCUUCCUUCUAGUUCUCAGUUAUCAAUUUCUCACCAUCCUCGAAUUCGAAUAGCUCCCGAGAGCUUUGAAGUAAAAGCUUCGGUCUUUAAUUGGGUGGUGAUUGUUCGAUAAUGGAUCGAAUUGCGUCAGCGACCUUGUCUUGCCCUGCGAUUUCAGUGUCUCGCGUCUGUAGAAUCAACCCUUGUGGUUUAAACAUUAGUAAGAAGAGAUUUUCGUGUCGAGUAGCUGUAGCUUCUGGAGAGACGACGGCUAGGGUCGUCGACACUGAACUUGACUUAGAACACAAGAAACACGAUCUACUGAGAGCUGUUCAAGACACUCAACGAGGACUCACCGCCACCUCUGAUCAACGUUCUGUCAUCGAGGAGGCUCUGGUGACUGUUGAAGGGUAUAAUGGCGGUGAAGCCAUUGAUCUUGUGAAGUUAGAUGGAACAUGGAGGCUACAAUAUACAUCUGCACCUGAUGUUGUUGUUCUCUUUGAAGCUGCUUUAAGACUUCCCUUUUUUCAAGUGGGGCAGGUCUACCAGAAGUUCGAGUGCAAAGAUCAAUCAGACGGUGGGAUCAUUCGGAAUGUUGUUCAGUGGAGUCUUCCAAGCUUGUUGGAGGACCAAGAAGGUGCAACACUUGUUGUUACUGCAAAAUUCGACAAGGUCUCUAGUCGAAACAUCUACCUUCAAUUUGAAGAGAUAAGUGUUAGAAACAUUAACAUCAAUGAGCAGCUUCAAGCUCUAAUCGCACCUGCAAUACUUCCGCGCUCAUUUCUAAGCCUACAGAUUUUGCAGUUUAUCCGUACUUUCAAAGCUCAGAUCCCAGUCACCGCGACCAGCCCAGGAAGGAGAUCUGUUGGUGGGUUGUAUUACCUGUCGUAUCUCGAUAAUAACAUGCUCUUGGGUCGUUCUGUAGGAGGAGGAGGAGUAUUUGUCUUUACAAAAUCUCAACCCCUUGAGCUGUGAACAAUAAUAAAAUUUCUGUAAUGCUUUUUUAACUGUAUAUCAUAGGGAGAAGAACAUUAUGUCAGAAGUUUCUGUUUAUGUACAACCUAUUUGGGAUUUACUGAAGAUCUAUAUAGCAAAAUUGUUUC